UUCGAAACUUUCCAAAGUUCUCCCAAGUCCGACCCCCCACGGCAUCCGCACUCGUGGUCUCUUCUUCGGCGUCACAUUUCCAGAAUAUUCAGGGAAAUUUUCAGUCGCCGACAUGAGCCGCAAACCUUCAACAUCUGGUUUCACCGCGUACGACAAGGACGACGGUCCUGCGUACGUGGGCAUCAUCUUCUGCCCCGAGUGCAACAACAUGCUGUACCCCAGGGAGGACAAGGAAAACAAGGUGCUUCUUUACGCUUGUCGCAACUGCGAGUACAAACAACUGGCCGAGCGCAGCUGCAUCUACGUGAACAAGUUGACGCACGACAUCGACGAGAUCAAGCACAUCAACCCGGACGUGGUGUCCGACCCGACCCUGCCGCGUACCGAGGAGCACCCCUGCCCCAAGUGCAUGCAGACCGAGGCUGUUUUCUUCCAGGCCCAGACCAGGAGGGCCGAGGAUGAGAUGAGGCUGUACUACGUGUGCACCAACCGCAAGUGCCUCAACAGGUGGACCGAGUAACGCCCAAGAAGGAAGGUUGAUUCUACAGUUUUGUUCUUGUUCUAAGGUCACGGAAAAAUAUUUUAAUUUAAAUGACUGGCAUCCAACUUAAAACCAAUUCUCAAUAUCGGAAUGAGAAUCUUCUUCGAUUUUAAUUCCUAGUUUUUGCCAAAACAAUUUUGUGCUUAGUCUGCAGUCUAAUCAUACGUCGACUAAAUCAGCCGCAAAGUUCCUCUUCUAAACAUGUGCUAUAAUAGUUGCGUUGCCGGCUGAACUUUUGUCUGAUUUUUACGAUUUUGCUUAACAAACAAUUGCCAAACGUGAUAAGUAUUUUAGAAUCAAAAAAAAAUUUUAAUUCGGAACGAAUUUCUUGCAUUUCUGUGAAUGAUGAUAAUAAUAGUGUUAUCGACUCGUGGCUGUAUUUGCGUAAAAUAAGAAAUAAACCAAACUGAAUACGUUUAAAUUUUAA
Neocloeon triangulifer is the source of this 968-nucleotide messenger RNA. It is a transcript of the gene RpII15, whose product is annotated as DNA-directed RNA polymerase II subunit RPB9. NCBI's taxonomy places the organism in Eukaryota, Metazoa, Arthropoda, Insecta, Ephemeroptera, Baetidae. The record is from RefSeq and is a predicted model, not a curated record. The transcript is spliced from 2 exons. Gene Ontology annotation, cellular component: RNA polymerase II, core complex. Gene Ontology annotation, biological process: DNA-templated transcription; transcription-coupled nucleotide-excision repair; maintenance of transcriptional fidelity during transcription elongation by RNA polymerase II. Bases 113 to 520 code for a protein of 135 amino acids. Gene Ontology annotation, molecular function: nucleic acid binding; zinc ion binding; DNA-directed RNA polymerase activity.